Chara braunii is the source of this 2477-nucleotide messenger RNA. The record is from the annotation of a GenBank genome assembly. NCBI's taxonomy places the organism in Eukaryota, Viridiplantae, Streptophyta, Charophyceae, Charales, Characeae.
GGUAUGGGCAUUUCGAAUGGCUGGUCAUGCCAUUUGGCCUUACGAAUGCCCCAGCCACUUUUCAAGCGGCUAUGACGACGGAGUUCCGACACAUGCUGGAUCGUUUCGUACUUAUCUACCUCGACGACGUCCUGGUUUACAGCCAGAGUCUGGACGAGCAUGUGGAACACCUGCGCACCGUUUUGGAGCAGCUACGACAGGCCAAGUACAAAGCAAACCGCGACAAGUGCGAGUUCGCACAGCAGGAGCUGGAGUACUUGGGUCUCUAUGUGAUGCCGCAAGGCAUCCGUCCGCUUGCGGACAAGAUCGAGGCCCUACGAGUAUGGCCCGAGCCCACCAACACCACGGGCGUUCGUUCAUUCAUGGGGUUGGCGGGCUACUAUCAGCGAUUCAUCACCGGAUACUCCAGGAUUGCUGCACCUAUGACGAGGUUACAGUCGCCAAAGGUGCCAUUCGUAUUCGAUGACGACGCACGCCGGUCAUUCCAAGCACUUAAGACGGCUAUGCUCAUGGCACCCCUCCUUAACAUCUAUGACCCCACCCUGCCGACGCGAGUGACUACGGACGCUUUCGGCUAUGGCAAUCGGGCAGUCUUGGAACAGCACGACGGCGACGACUGGCACCCUGUGGAGUAUUUUAGCCACAAAGUGCCUCCCAUCAACUCGCUUGAUGAUGCAAGGAAGAAGGAGCUGCUCGCAUUCGUGAUGGCUCUCAAGCACUGGCGACACUUCCUCCUUGGGCGUCGUAGGUUCACAUGGGUCGCAGACAACAAUCCAUUGACCUACUACAAGACGCAGGACACGGUGAGCAGCACGAUCGGACGAUGGAUGUACUUCAUCGACCAAUUUGACUUCACACCGAAACAUGUCCCCGGCCUCUCCAAUCGCGCAACAAAUGCACUCUCACGAAGACCUGAUCUUUGCGCUAUGUCACAUCAUGCCUUCGCAUUCGACGAGGAGCUUCAACGACACUUCAUCCGGGCAUAUCAGUCUGAUCCGGACUUCGGCACGCUCUAUGCACAACUAUCUUCGGAUCACCCGCCGGCCAGCCAUUACCGCAUUGUCGACGGGUACUUGCUCCUCCACUCGAGAGGCAAGGACUUACUAUGUGUCCCACGUGACCGUCGUCUUCGGACUCGACUCCUCGGCGAGUACCAUGAUUCACGACUCGCCGGCCAUUUCGGAGUCAACCGCACGGCUUCGACAGCGAUUCCGAUGGCCCGACCUCAUUACCGAUGUCACUCGGUAUUGCGACUCCUGCGAAGUUUGCCGACGCAGCAAGCCCCGCAACCGCAAUCCCUACGGCGAGUUACACACGAUGCCUAUCCCACGGGAACCCGGUCUCUCCAUUGCCAUGGACGUCACCGGUCCGUUCCCUCGCGACCGGCUCGGGCACGACUGCAUCCUCACGGUGGUGGACCGAUUGACGACCGCGACACUCGUUUCAUGUCGGCUUUUUGGACUGCUCUCAUGCAGGAGUCCGACACAACAAUGAAACCAAGUUCGGCUCGACAUCCUCAGACAGACGGCCAGACGGAGCGGGCACAUCAGACCGCUCAAAUGAUGCUUCGUACGCUCCUCCGUCCAGACCAGAACGAUUGGGUUGGCCGCCUCCCCGACAUCGAGUUCGCCUGCAACACUUCGGUGCAUCCGGCGAUCGGCGUGACUCCAUUCGAGUUGCACCACGGUGGACGGAAAGGCCGGAUCUUCGCAGACCUUUUUCUCCCUCGACCAGCCGACAUUGACGCUGCCUGCUCUCCCGCUUCCGUCCGGAAGUACAGGGAAUUGCUGACUCAAGCCCGUGCAAAUAUGCAAAAGGCUCAAGUCCGCAUGCAGCAGCAAGCCAACAGGCGUCGCCUACCAUGUCCCAUCCGCGUCGGUGAUCUGGUUUGGGUCUCCGCGGAAGAGUUUGCACUGGAACAGGAUGUUUCACGCAAACUGCUUCCCAAGUGGUUUGGACCUUGGUCUGUGACAGCAGCCGCGGGCGAUAAGCCCGAUGGCCCUUCAUUUGUGAUCAACAUUCCAGAGCAUCUGACGGUCCAUCCGGUCUUCCAUGCCUCGAAGUUGGCAACAUACACGCCAGCCAAGAGCGACGACUUUCCGGACCAACGAUCGCAGGACCCUCCUUCUAUAGAUGGCCAUCAGGAAGUUGACCACGUCAUCUCCGAUCGCAAGUACGGUAGCAAGCCGCGGCAGUACAAAGUCACAUUCAAAGCAUGCGAUCGUGACGACACUCGGUGGAUUUCAGGCGCCGAUUUGAAAGCAUCCGCACCGCUGAUCUACGCGCAUUAUGAAAAGCGCAGGUUAGCUCAGGAAGCUUCACGACCAGCCCCUCCCACCCGGACUGUGGUCCCUCCCUCAGACAGACAGCUUCACCCUCGCAGGUAAGCUCGGUUCUUCAAGGAGGGGGGGGGGGGUGGCAUACUGCGUAGCCACACGGGCCCCGCAGGGCCCGUCCCGGACAUUCAGCCUAAAAGC